UAGCAGCAUGUGGAAGGCGGCUCUUGUUUUGUACCAGCUCUUUGCUCUGGGUCAGCCGCUCUGGGCUCAGGAUGACAUCACCGCCGCCGCUGCCAUCACUCCCCAGGACUGCGGCCUGGACUGUGUGCGACAGGGAGGACCUGGGUGUGAAUACUGCAGAAUAACACGAGCUGACAUCAAGAGCGCUCUGGGUUUCAACUCCAUGGAAAGGUUUGGAAGUUGCAUUCCCUGGCCAUGUUUUGAGUUGCUAGGAAAAGAAGACCGUAAACUCUGUCAGCACUACGUCCAAGCACCGAAUGAUGUGAAGGUGGAGUUAGUAAAUGAGCGAGACCCCAAAUCGGACACCAUUGUUAUCUCCUGGAAGCCCAGCUACUAUGGGAUCGCCUUCCUGCGAGGCUUUCAGGUGUCCAUCCAGGCUCUGGGAAGGACCAGUGUGGCCUGCCAGCUCUUUCUCUUCCACAGGAACCUCUCCCUCCCAGCUUCACAUGCUCAAAGGGUGUACAAGUCGGACCCUUUCCCCGGCCUCUCCCUUGGUGCCCAGUAUGCUGUUACCGUCAUGGCUCUGCCAGUGCCUGAGGAGUGGGAGAGGUUCUACCACAGCAAGAUCUACUCCACCCGCUCAUGUGCAGAGAAGAAUGGUUUAGAGCAGUGCAAAAAAGACUGGUACCCCAAACAUAUCGAGGUCCAGCAGGAAGGGACUGCCAUCACUGUGACCUUUAACCUGGCUCCCCCAAACCUGGGCAUCAGAGACUACUUCUCACUGUGUUACGCGAACGGCAUGAAGAAAUACACAGACAUCACACCCAAUUCCAGCAAAAACAAAACUCAUCACAGCUAUCAGCUGAAUGACCUCGAAGAAGGAACCAAUUACACCUGCGAGAUUGCAGCUAACGAAGUGGAUGCGGUGAGGAAAACGUUCAAUGUUCGGGUCUUGCGCAUUCAAACAGGUUCCUCACUACUUCCUAUCACUCCGUCUUUGGCUCUGAUUCUUCCACUAUGCCUGGCUGGGGUAGCUGUGUUUGUCGUCUUAUUGGCUGCCCUAACCAGGAGGAGGGCCAAGCUCUGGAUCAAGAAACUUAACAUCAAACCAGGUCAUCACCGAGCAACCAGAUUUCUGUCUGUCAUCCAUUCAGAUGUUAUCAAGCAGCAUCAGGAGAGUGGGACUCAGGAGGAAGUGAUGUCAUUGCCCAGAAAGAGGCUUACCCCUCCUCGUCUUCUGAUUUGCUACAGCAGCUAUGAUGGUCCGGCACACGUCAAAGCCGUCAUGCAGUUGGGAGCCUUCAUCCAACAGCACAUGGCAACUCAGGUGUGCCUGGACCUUUGGGACUCUCUGAGCGUGGCCGAGGAGGGCAGCAUGUCCUGGCACUGCCGGCAGAUCCGGGAGAGCGACUUCAUCUUGGUGAUCUGCUCUCGGGCCCUCAACCACAGACCGAAGCCUCCAUAUAGUGACGACGGCGGCGGCGGCGGAGCCAUGGAGGCAGACGGAGGGCUCUGCUCCAGGUCCAACGCCUUCAGCUCCGACACAGCCAUCCAGCUUAUUGGAGAGGAGGUGGGCCGAGCCAAAUCCCGGGGUCAGGACCUGUCCAAGUACAUGGCGGCCAUUUUUGAUUACUCCGAGGAGGCUGAGAUCCCCUCUGAGCUGAGGCUGGUGUCUCACUACACGCUGACAAGGGACUUGCAGCUGCUCUUCUCACACCUCCAUUCGGUGGCUCUGCAUGGGCCGGGCCAUUACCUGAAGAUCAACCAUAUCUCAGAGGAAGGGUUUACUGAGUUACCAGCCGGAGCAGCUCUGCAGUGGGCUAUCUGUGAGGCUCGGAUUGCAAUGACUUCAAAGAGGCAUCACUCUGUGGUAGGGCUGGAUGUCGUUUAG
Molecule: messenger RNA, 1870 nt
Organism: Anoplopoma fimbria (sablefish)
Lineage: Eukaryota; Metazoa; Chordata; Actinopteri; Perciformes; Anoplopomatidae
Product: interleukin-17 receptor D
Exons: 12
Coding region: 8-1870 (620 amino acids)
Molecular function (GO): protein binding; interleukin-17 receptor activity
Source: RefSeq, a predicted model, not a curated record